Tripterygium wilfordii is the source of this 1437-nucleotide messenger RNA. Its product is annotated as putative vesicle-associated membrane protein 726. The coding region runs from base 589 to 1107 and encodes 172 amino acids. Gene Ontology annotation, biological process: vesicle-mediated transport. The record is from RefSeq and is a predicted model, not a curated record. Gene Ontology annotation, cellular component: membrane. The transcript is spliced from 6 exons. NCBI's taxonomy places the organism in Eukaryota, Viridiplantae, Streptophyta, Magnoliopsida, Celastrales, Celastraceae.
UUUUGCAUGUGAUGCUGUCGCAAUGCGCAGGUUGUGACCUAGUAGAUCUAUUUGAUCCAUUAUGUUUAACUUUGGGUGUCGUAUAUUUGUAGAAUAUAUUAGUUCCCCACAUGAUGCAGAUUUUUCGAUAUUAGCCCUCUAUACCUUGAAUCUUUAUCUCUUCAUAUAGACUAUCAAUCUCUUACUAGAAAAGCAUUCACCACAAUCCUCCGUAACAAAUUGGUUGACCUGACCUUUAGAGAAAUAUUAACUCCUGAAAUUGAUCUUUAUGAUUGCAUUAUGUUUAACUCGGGGUGUUGUAUAUUUGUAGAAUAUAGUAGUUCCCAACAUGAUGCAGAUUUUUCAAUAUUAGCUUUCCAUACCCUGAAGUCCUCCUUUUCUCUUCAUAGACUAUCUCUGACUAGUAAAGGAUUUACCACAAUUCUCCCUAGCAGACCGUUUCACCAGAUGACAAACCACACACAAUUGUGAAUAGCCUAAACAUUAUCCUGAAUAUAUCUACCUAGCAAAAGCCAGACUGAAAAGUACCUACAUAAAUGUAGCAGAAUUUUGUUAAAUCUCCAUGCCCUGAUUCUGAUAUAAUUGAAGAUGUCAGUACUUGUUUUCCAUAAUGUCGCUCAAGUUGUUGUUGCGAUAGCCUACUGUGUGGUUGCAGUUGAAGCUGCUGGCAGGCAACUUCCAAUUGCAUUUUUGGAGCGAGUCAAGGAAGACUUCAACAAGCGAUAUGGUGGAGGGAAAGCUGCAACAGCUGUUGCCAACGGAUUGAACAAAGAGUUUGGAUCCAAAUUGAAAGAGCAUAUGCAGUAUUGUGUGGAUCAUCCUGAAGAAAUUAGUAAGCUAGCAAAAGUGAAGGCUCAGGUUUCUGAAGUCAAGGGUGUUAUGAUGGAGAAUAUUGAAAAGGUCCUUGAUCGAGGUGAGAAGAUUGAGCUGCUGGUGGAUAAAACUGAGAACCUUCGCUCACAGGCGCAAGAUUUUAGACAGCAGGGAACUAAAAUGAGAAGAAAGAUGUGGUUUCAGAACAUGAAGAUAAAGUUGAUUGUUUUGGGUAUAAUCAUCGCAUUGAUUCUCAUCAUAAUCUUAUCUGUAUGCCAUGGCUUCAACUGCUAAUGUGCUGUGGAUUUACCUGCAUUUCUGAAUCUCUUGUCUUGGGAAGUUGUUAUGCCUUUGCGUUGGAUAGUCCACUCGUAGACAUCUCCUCUGGGGGGACGUAUAAUCUAGGAUUACAUUUCUCUUCAAGGAUCUGGGUUUUGUAUUUUGGAGUGACUGUAUAGCUUAUAAUGCUUUGACUUGAGUGGAUUAAAUUUCUCUAUGCUUUAUGAUGAGGAUUUUUUGUUAUGUAAUUAGAGUAUGAUGUCUGUAGGAUUGCCAGUCCAGAAUGAUUCUUCAUAAUUUUUUGUUUUCCUGUCGUCUGACAUCGGUUUUCUCUACUUAUUUCGU